Ruditapes philippinarum (Manila clam) is the source of this 1212-nucleotide messenger RNA. Its product is annotated as sodium/hydrogen exchanger 9-like. NCBI's taxonomy places the organism in Eukaryota, Metazoa, Mollusca, Bivalvia, Venerida, Veneridae. Gene Ontology annotation, biological process: proton transmembrane transport; sodium ion transport; regulation of pH. Gene Ontology annotation, molecular function: sodium:proton antiporter activity. The record is from RefSeq and is a predicted model, not a curated record. Gene Ontology annotation, cellular component: recycling endosome; membrane.
AUGUCUCCCAAUCAAGGAGAUCAAUUGAGUGCUAAUGGUAGCGGCGAUUUUCGUAUUUAUGAUAACAUGCUCGUAACAUUUGACCCAGAAAUAUUUUUCAAUGUAUUCUUGCCAGUGAUUAUAUUUGAAGCUGGGUACAGUAUGAAAAGAAGGCACUUUUUCAAAAAUUUUGGAGCAAUUGUGAUGUAUGCAUUUAUUGGAACAACUGUAUCAUGUAUGGCUGUUGGUGGUUUGAUGUUUGCGUUUACAAGAUUUCUGCCUAUGACAUUUACAGUGAAUGACUGUUUCUUUUUUGGAGCAAUUAUAUCAGCCACUGAUCCUGUGACAGUGUUGGCAAUAUUCAAUGAUUUAAAUGUGGAUGUAACACUGUAUGCACUGGUGUUUGGAGAGAGUGUUCUUAAUGAUGCUGUAGCUAUUGUACUAUCAGGGUCGGUGUUAACAUUUGAAGAAAGUUCUGUGGAAGCUUAUGGGAAGGAGAAAUCUGCAGGAUUCAGUGUCCAUGCAUUUUUCAAAGCUCUUGGAAACUUUGCGGGUAUAUUUGGAGGGGCGUUUCUUAUUGGUUCUCUGAUUGGAAUGGCGACAGCAUUAUUAACGAAGUAUACAAAGAUCCGCGAGUUCCCUCUUCUUGAGACAGCUCUGUUUUUUCUCAUGUCUUAUGCAUCAUUUCAGACAGCUGAAGCCACUGGACUUACGGGUAUUGUGGCUGUUUUAUUCUGUGGUAUCUGUCAAGCUCAUUAUACACACAAUAAUCUCUCAGAUGAAUCAAAGGCCAGAACAAAACAAUUAUUUGAGUUAAUGAACUUUCUGGCAGAGAACUUUGUAUUCCUGUAUAUAGGAGUGUCGGUGUUUACAUUUGAAAAUGUGAAAUGGAAUGCCUGGUUUAUUUUAGCAUCAUUUGUAUCUAUCAUCAUAGGAAGAGCUAUAAAUAUAUACCCACUCUCAUUUUUAUUAAACCUAGGAAGGAGGAAUAAAAUAUCUGCAAAUCUGAUGCAUAUGAUGAUGUUCUCAGGUUUACGAGGAGCUAUCGCAUAUGCAUUAGCAAUACGUAACACAUCAAGUGAAGCUCGGCAACAUAUGUUGUCUGCUACCAUGGUGAUAGUUCUAGUAACUGUGAUGAUUUGUGGAGGAUUUGUUACACCUCUUUUACAGCUAUUCAAAAUAAGGGUUGGUGUAGAAGAAGACGAGAGUUCACAUGCAGCAGACGUCAGAACU